CACCUCUCAAUUCUCCAUUAAUGGCGUCUUCUCUGCAACUCAAGCUCAUCAUCGUUGCGAUUCUACUCUCAACCUUCUGCUUUCCGGGAGCCACCGCCACCACCGGCGGCGUAUCUUCUUCGCAGAUGCUCGAUCUCGCUUCUGCGCCUACCACAUCGCCUCAUGAUAUUCACGAUUCGUUCGCUCCGACGUCCAUUUUUGAGCCGAUUCUCGCAAACCUAGGGUUUCAAGAACUCGCUAAUGCUGUUCCUUCACUAUCUGAUGAUUCCGCUUUCACUACGUGGAACGGUCCUACUACUCUGUUUGCUCCAACCGAUGCUUCGAUUCAAUCGUGUUCUUCAUGCUCUGUAGUUCGUCUUCUUCGCGAACAUAUUGUUCCAGGUCUGUUCUCUCACGAUUACCUCCGGAAACUCGCGUUCGGUACGAAGAUUGAGACGAUGGAUCCAGGUCGGUGCAUCACGGUGACGUCAUCGAUGGAUGUGAGUAAUAACUACACGAAGAUAUUCAUCGGAGGUGUGGAGAUCACUCGUCCAGAUCUGUUUAACAACGGACUCGUUGUUGUUCACGGCCUUCAAGGUUACGUUGCUCCGCUCUCUCCGUUUUCAUGCAACGUUGAGCGGAUGACGUCACUCUCGUUUCCGAUUGAUAACCGUCAAAGUGCUGCACAACAAUCGGUUCAGUAUCCGACGUAUAUCAUGCGACUGAUGCUGAGAGAUGCGAUGUUGAGGCUACGUAACAGUGGAUUUAGCAUCCUCGCGUUGGCGAUGAAGUUGAAAUCAGUUGAGCUUUUGAAUCUACAGAAUAUGACGGUGUUUGCACUUGAUGACGUGUCGAUCUUCUCCGGUUCGCAUUCGUACGUCAAUAAUGUAAGGUUUCACAUAAUUCCGAACAGGCUGUUAGCGAUAUCUGACCUAGAGAAGAUCUCGUCGGGGACGCUACUUCCUACGCUUGAACCAGGCCAGUCGCUAAUGGUUACAACAACUGCUGGUGGAUUUAAUCCAAUGAGGAUCAAUUACGUAAGGAUUAAGGUGCCUGACGUCAUGCGUAACUUGAAGAUUGUGGUUCACAGCAUUUACUUACCGUUUCCGCACCUUCAUCCGUCUACUGUUUCGUAUGAAGAGACUGGUGCUACUGGAGCGGCUCUGGUGGAUAUGGACCACACGUCUGUGGAUUCAGACUCGUGUACGCAUCAUGCAGGUGGAAGUUGUGCUGUUGAUGGAGCCACUGGUGGCACCACAGCUGAGGUCAAGCCAGUGGUGGUGAAGACUGAGCAUCAAGGUCUGUAGUGGCUCAGUGAUUUCUGUAACUAUGUUAGUCAAUGGUAGUCAACUAAGAGAAAAUCAAUAAUAAUAGUGAUACAUAGCUUAACUGCUUGCAUUAUGUCUUAUGAUGCAUAUUCUAGUUGUAAGUUUGGUUAUAUCAGUCUGUUUUCGUGCAACUUUCGUCUUUCGGUUGUAAUGUGACUUACUAAAACAGAUUUCGAGUUAA
Molecule: messenger RNA, 1488 nt
Organism: Helianthus annuus (common sunflower)
Lineage: Eukaryota; Viridiplantae; Streptophyta; Magnoliopsida; Asterales; Asteraceae
Product: fasciclin-like arabinogalactan protein 21
Exons: 1
Coding region: 21-1286 (421 amino acids)
Source: RefSeq, a predicted model, not a curated record